AUGGAAGCAUCUCAAAAAUUGUUUUUACAAGCCUAUUAUUUAGUUGGUCAUUUACUUAUUAGUCGAACUACCGAAUCGGUUGCAUUAGAAUGUUUUGUAUUAGAGAUCUGUGAGAAGUCAACACAUAUGGCUAUACUGACUUUAUGGUAUCUUCAAGCAUAUCGUUCUGAUUUAUCUGCCAAUCCCUUUUCCCCAGCUUUUGCUGUUUGUAAGCGUGUCUUAAACAAAUGUCAAGCGAUAGUUUUUAACGAGGUACAAAAUGAUGAUGAUAAAAUUAUUUGUUCCCGGGAAAUAUCUUCACGACAAGUUCGUGAGAAUACCUUUCCUGCUUUAGUUGGGAUCGGUGCAAUGUUAGGUGGUAUUGCUGCACCAAUGUUAAUGAGAAGUGCAGGUCAAAUUGCCAUAGUACAAGGGAGGAGUGCGAGGGUCUUUGGUGGUUCAUUAGGUAGACAAAUCGAAAGAAGGCGAACACAUACUGGAACUGUUAGAACUUUAAAACAAUCAGAUAUACCAAAUGAUGAUAUCUCAAAUGUAAAUGAAAAUAAUGAAAAUCAACUUCAAAUUGAGAGCUCAAGUGAAUCUGAAUCAAGUACAAAUUUAUUGGAAAAUAAUGAUCAAAAAUCAAAAGAAAAUAUUCAUUGUAUUAUGACUGAAAAUGAAGAAACAUAUAAUAAGAAAGAACUUCCAGAGAUUCAAAUUGACUUUGAAUCUUCAAAAAUUAAUGGACAAUUGAUGUCAAAGUUUAUUAAAGGUCAUAAAAAAAAUUCUUUACGAUCAAAUUCAAAUCGUCGUAAUGGCAAUACCGCAUUUACAUCUCCAUCACUUGAUGAUUUACAUAAAGGUAGUGGUUUUUCAUCAAAACGUUAUGUGAUUAAUAAUCAAAAACAACGUCCUCAAUCGGCAGAUUAUUCACCUACAACUUCCGAGCGUGACGAUGAUGAUAUUUCUCUCUAUCGUGUAUCAAAUGAAACAUCGGAAAAUGUAUUAUUAGAUGAAUUGGAAGAAUAUAACCCGGAAAGACAAAGGCGUCCUCUUAAAGGAAAUUAUUUUCAUUCUGAACUGGAAUUUUUAUUGGCGUUACAAGAUAUUUCAACUAGAUUAAUAAUUGUUCCUAGAGAAGCAAGACAAAGUACACUCAGAGCAGAGUUGACCUUAUUGAAUCAUAAUUUGCCAGCUGAAAUUUGUAUACCGCUUUGGUGCCCGGCGACAUCAGAAAGUCCAUACCAUCAUCGAGUGAUUAGAAUAUCUCCAGCUGACGCAGUUGUAUUAAAUUCAGCUGAUAGGGUGCCAUACUUAUUAAUGGUGGAAGUACUUGAGGGAGAAAUUAAUUUGAACAUUUCUAAAUUACAAGCACAAAAAUCAUUGAAAAGAAUGCUUCAUGAUGAAAAAUGGAAAAGGCAAUCUAUUGAUAUAUCAACAUCUACAGAUUCACCACAUAGAGAUUCACCACAUAAAGAUUUAUUACAUAAAGAUUCACCACAUAAAGAUUUAUCACGUAAAGAUUCAAAUAAAGAUUCACAUAAACACGAAGAAAAUAUUCAUGAAUCAACCCCUGAACAUUCUGAAGAAUCCACAGUUAGUAUAAACAUUAAGGAUGUAGAAAAAAUGCAAAAAAAUGAUAUAUUAUUAGGUAGUGUUUUAGAGAACACUGACAAUCUUAGUGGGAAUGUUUUUGAUAAUAAUAGCAAUCUGACAUUAUGUACAAACGAAAAUAAAUUAAAGAGUGAAAAUGGUGAUGAGACGUCCAUAUCCCCUACAAUAACCGCCCUUCCUAAGAGUUUUUCGAGGUCCUCAAAACGAACAGCAUCAAUAGACAAACUUCCAACGAUUUCUUCUUUGCCACUAACACCUGUUGAUGAACAUUUUAAAGUAACAACAGAUAGCACAUCACAAAAUUCUACUGAUAAAACUGAUAAAACUGAUAAAUCACCUGUUCCCUAUACUCCUACCACACCAACAUUACCAGAAUCUAACAGUCAAUAUUUAAAACAAGUUAUCAAUCGAAGGCAAUCUAAUUCAGCUGAUGAAUUUGCCGAAAGAAUGCGAACGGCAGCUGUUAUGCUCGCACAAUUGAAUGUAGCUCAACAAACACGAACUUCCCCCACUGGUGAGACUAUACAAAGAACCAAAGCAGAUACUGAAGCAAUACGAAAAAAGAUAAUAAAUGAAAUGAUGGGUUUGGAAGAAGAAAGAAUGAUGAAAAUGAAAACUCAAGGAGUUCUCAGUGGUGUUGGUGCAAAUGGGGGUGAAGGGGGUGGUGGUGAAAUGUUGGAAGAUGAAACACGAGUUUUGAGUGCCGUCAACAAAGAUGAUCCUAGUGCGGCUGUUUUCAGUGAAGAAUGGGAAACUAAAAAGGAACGUAUUCGAAAAUCAUCACCUUUCGGCAAUCAUUCAAACUGGCGUCUAAUAUCUGUAAUAGUCAAGACAGGUGCAGAUUUACGUCAAGAACAAUUAGCAUGCCAAUUAAUUCGAGAAAUGCAACGAAUAUGGCAAAAAGCUGAUAUUGAUGUUUAUCGAGUGCUUGUCACUUCCGAUAAUUCUGGUCUGAUAGAAACAAUUCAAAACUCGAUUUCAAUUCAUUCAAUUAAAAAAGAUGCUUAUGCGAAAAGGUUAAAUGAAAAAGGAUUCAUGUUCACCUUGUUUGAUUAUUUUGUAAAGACAUAUGGAGAUGUUUCGUCUGAAGCAUUUUUACGUGCUCAAGAUAAUUUCAUGAGAAGUUUAGCCGCAUAUUCACUUGUAUGUUAUAUUUUACAAGUAAAGGAUCGUCAUAAUGGUAAUGUCCUUUUGGACACAGAAGGUCACUUAAUACACAUUGAUUUUGGAUUUAUGUUAUCAAAUUCUCCUGGCUCUGUUGGUUUUGAAUUAGCACCAUUUAAGCUUUCACAAGAAUAUUUAGACAUUUUGGGUGGAUUAACAAGUGAAAAAUUCGCAGAAUUUAAGACUCUGCUCAAACAAGCCUUUGUCGCAUUAAGAAAGCAUGCAGAUAAUUUUGUUUUACUGGUUGAAAUGAUGUCCAAAGAUUCAAAACUUCCUUGCUUCCUUUCGGGUGAUAUGACACAUUCUCUUCUCAAGGAUCGUUUUCUACUAUCUCUCACGGAACCUCAAUUCGAAGAGUUCGUUGAAAAAUUGAUAAUGCAAAGUUGUUGUAAUGUAUUUACUCGUUUAUAUGAUACUUUUCAGUAUUAUUCUAAUGAAUAUUUAGAAAGUGGUUGA
This is a messenger RNA of Diversispora eburnea, 3213 nucleotides long. The record is from the annotation of a GenBank genome assembly. Lineage: Eukaryota; Fungi; Glomeromycota; Glomeromycetes; Diversisporales; Diversisporaceae.